Fonsecaea multimorphosa CBS 102226 is the source of this 1341-nucleotide messenger RNA. RefSeq lists its product as uncharacterized. The record is from RefSeq and is a predicted model, not a curated record. Gene Ontology annotation, molecular function: transaminase activity; identical protein binding; pyridoxal phosphate binding. NCBI's taxonomy places the organism in Eukaryota, Fungi, Ascomycota, Eurotiomycetes, Chaetothyriales, Herpotrichiellaceae. Bases 1 to 1341 code for a protein of 446 amino acids. The transcript has a single exon.
AUGAGUGUUCCCAAGCUCACCGAAUUUGGCAUUCGCCAUGUAGCCAAGGGCAUUGGGCGGCUCUCUACAGAGGUCAUUGAGAGCGGCUCAGGGAGCUACGUGACCAUGGCAUCCGGGAGGAAGAUGCUUGACUUCACCUGUGGCAUUGGCGUGGCCAACCUAGGGCACUGCCAUCCCGCCGUCACCAAGGCGGCUCAAGCUCAGGCGGCCAAAAUCGUGCAUGCACAAGUCAACAUCGCGUUUCAAAAGCCCUAUCUCGAGCUCAUCGAGUCGCUUUUGCCGCUGAUGCCGCACAAAUCCCUCGACACGUUCUUCUUCUGGAACUCUGGCUCAGAAGCGGUGGAAGCGGCGGUCAAGUUGGCCCGCCAUGCGACCAAAAAGCAGAACAUCAUCGUCAUGCAAGGGUCUUACCACGGACGGACCUUUGGAACGAUGGCGAUGACGCGCUCAAAGACCAUCUAUGCCGAGAACUAUGCACCCUUGAUGCCGGGCGUGUUCUCUGUGCCGUUCCCUUACUGCGCGCAGUGUUCGAUCGCUUCACAUACCGGGGGUAAAUACGGCUUUGACAACUGCUGCAUGGAUCCCAUAACUCAACUGGAGCUCCUUCUCAAGAGGGAAUCGGCGCCCUCGGAUACCGCAGCCAUAUUCAUCGAGCCUGUUCUCGGAGAGGGCGGAUACGUGCCCCCACCACCAGGCUAUCUCGCCCGCGUCCGGGAAAUCUGCGACAAGAACAACAUCCUCCUGGUGGCCGACGAAGUGCAAUGUGGAUUUGGCCGAACUGGCAAGAUGUUCGCCAUCGAGCACUGGGGCGUCCGCCCGGACAUCCUGGUCAUGGCCAAGGGGAUUGCCAACGGAUUCCCGCUGUCCGGAAUCGUGUCGCGGAAGGAACUGAUGGACACGCAGAAACCGGGUUCGAUGGGCGGCACAUAUGCCGGCAACGCGGUCUCCUGCGCCGCGGGAGUUGCCGUGGCCAAGGCCUUCCAGGAAGAAAAGAUCUUGGAAAAUGUGAAUGCCCGCGGCAAAGAAAUGGCCGCGAUGCUACAAAAGGCCAAAGCCGAUUUCGGGCACAUGAUUCACGACGUGAGAGGUCUCGGGUUGAUGCAAGCGGUGGAAUUUGUGACCGGUAGAGGAAUCGCCUCCAAAGUACAGGCCAAGUGCAUGGAGAAGGGCAUGUUGAUCCUCACCACCUCAAUUUACGAUACCUUGCGGUUCAUCCCGCCUUUGAACAUCACAAAGGACGACAUGGCGAAAGGGUUGGGUAUUCUCCGCGAGGCGAUUGAAGAGGUGGCCGCUGGCGAGAAGCCUCAGGAAACUGGGACAAAGGGCCAGGCCCCGGAGUAG